AGUGGUGAGGCGGCUCUGGGGGCCGUUGUUCAGUGCGGGGGCUGAGUGAGGAGGCUCUGUGUCCGCGGCUAGCGGGUCAGCUGCAAGUCCUUGCUGUCGUCCCGGUUUUCAGGAAGAACUAAAGAUGGCUGAAUUUCUAGAUGACCAGGACACUCAACUGUGUGACAAUUGCAAAAAAGAAAUUCCUGUGUUUAAUUUUACCAUCCAUGAGAUCCACUGUCAAAGGAACAUUGGUAUGUGUCCUAUCUGCAAGGAACCAUUUCCCAAAUCUGACAUGGAGGGUCACAUGGCUACAGAACAUUGUCAGGUGACCUGCAAAUGUAAUAAGAAGUUGGAGAAGAGGCAGUUAAAGAAGCAUGAGGAGACUGAGUGUCCUCUACGGCUUGCCCUUUGCCAGCACUGUGAUUUGGAACUUUCUGUUCUCAAACUGAAGGACCAUGAAGAUUACUGUGGUGCCCGGACGGAGUUAUGUGGCAAUUGUGGGCGCAAUGUCCUGGUGAAAGAUCUGAAGACUCAUCCUGAAGUUUGUGGAAGAGAUGGGGAGGAAAAGAGAGAUGAGGUUGCCAUGCCUCCUAAUGCAUAUGAUGAGUCCUGGGGUCAAGAUGGCAUCUGGAUUGCAUCCCAGCUCCUCAGGCAAAUUGAGGCUCUGGACCCACCUGUGAGGCUACCCCGAAGACCCCUGAGAGCCUUUGAAUCAGAUCUUUUCCAUAAUAGAACUACCAACCAAAGGAACAUGACAGCCCAGUUUCCAAUUCAGAAUAAUCUAUUGGAAGAACAAGAAAGGCAGGAAAGGAAUAGAACCCGACAACCCCCAAAAGAGGGUGGUGAAGAUAGUGCAAACUUGGACUUCAUGUUGGCCCUAAGUCUGCAAAAUGAAGGGCAGGCCCGCAGUGUGGCAGAGCAGGACUUCUGGAGGGCUGUAUGUGGUGCAGACCAGUCCCUUGAAGGUUCCAAUGCUCUGAAUGACAUGAAGGGAAAAUGCACUAGUCCCAAAGAAAGCAUUUCCAAAGAAUGUAGUGUUUUCCUUAACGCCUCUUUUUUUUUUAACCUGUGUUUUUUGAGACAGACAAGCUGUAAUCCUUCCUGUGCCUUACCUUCACUCAGUAUGGGCAGUACUUCCCCCAAAGGGGUGGAGGAUCCUGAUGUCAUCUUCCAAAAGUUUUUGCAGCAGGCUACGAGUAACCAGUUAGACUCUUUGAUGGGCCUGAGUAAUUCACCCCCUGUGGAGGAUAGCAUCAUCAUCCCAUGUGAAUUCUGUGGGGUACAGCUGGAGGAGGAGGUGCUGUUCCAUCACCAGGACCAGUGUGACCAACGCCCAGCCACAGCAAACAACCAUGUGACAGAGGGGAUUCCUAGACAGGAUUUCCAGCCUCCAGAGACCUCACCAGAGCUGCCCAAGAGGCGUGUCAGACACCAGGGAGACUUGUCUUCUGGUUAUAUGGAUGAUAUCAAGCAGGAAACGGCUAAAGGGACCACCUACCCUCUUCCCCCCAGCAGACCCAUUAACAAUAUGACAGCAACUUGUAACCGACUGUCAACAUCCACAUCAGGCCCCAGAACUGGGUGCCAGCCUAGCCCUCCUCGCAUAUUGAAGCUCAACAACUUAGACAGCCAGGAUGGCCGGGCACGCAAUCGAAACAGCCAUAACGCAGCCAUGGCCACUGGACACGUUCCAGUGAUUCACCCAGUGCGAAAUCUCUACCCUGAAAACCUUGUACCCACCUUCCCCCGUGGGCCUUCAGGGAGGUACAGUGUAAGUGGUAGGAGUGAAGGUGGCAGGAACUCGCGGGUCACCUCCACAGCCACCAGCUACCGAAACAGAACUGCAAAGGCAAAACCCCCCAAGCAACAGGGAGCUGGGGAUGCAGAGGAGGAAGAGGAGGAGGAGUAAUGGUGUCACAGAGAACCUGCGCAGUUGUUCCAUCUUUUCUGCACAGCAGCACUUGCUGCGGUUCAGGCUCCACCUCUUGGGCUCUGUGGGCAGGGGAGAUUUUACAGAUUUUAACUUUUUGUAGGUUAUGGCCAUUUUGUGUCUUUUGAGAUUGUGCUGUGGGAGUUUGAGGGUUUGGGGGAGGGUUAGCAGGGAGGCUGUUGAGAAAUGUUUCAUCUUUAGCUGCUGCCUUUUGGCUGCGCAGAAAUACAAAUUAUGGCCUCUCAGCCCACCAGGGCUCCAUCUUUUGACAUACUGUUGCCACUGCUUCUUGGUGCUGUGUAGUCCUGGUGGAAAGAGGAGAGAGGGUUCUGGAAACCUGGUACUCACCAGUGAAGUGAUUCUCUUCUCUGCUGGGACCUCACUUUGGGAACUUUUAGGUACCCUCUCCUGUGUACUGUCCCUCCCCACUGUAGAAUUUGGGCCUGUGGUGUGUAUGGAGGCACUCUGGUAAAGUGUUCAGGCCAGUUGCAGUAUAUGUUAGGAACAAGGCUUUGGAGAUGAGUUGAGCUAGAGGUGAGUGCACUAGAGGCUUUGUUUAAAUCUGCUUCUUUGGCAUUUGGUGUAACUGUUUCUGGUGGGGAGCACGGCUCCUUUGUCUUUACUGUCUUCUGAUGGAGAAGGCUGGGGCCUCCCUGUUGCCGCCAGAGCCAUGCUGGGCUCUGCCUGGAUCAGGACUGAGGCCUGAGCUCCAUGGCUUGCCCUGAAAACCAAGUAUCAGAGCCCCCAUCCCCUCUUUUUAUUUUACUACUACUACUACUACUACUAGUACUACUACUACUACUAUUAUUAUUAUUAACAUACUUGUAACAGAAAUAAAGUUUGUACUUGGAGUUCA
This is a messenger RNA of Leptonychotes weddellii (Weddell seal), 2768 nucleotides long. The record is from RefSeq and is a predicted model, not a curated record. Lineage: Eukaryota; Metazoa; Chordata; Mammalia; Carnivora; Phocidae.